GUGCUUAGGAAUUGUCAUUGACUUUUAACCCACCUCACCUGCUGAGCAGCUUUCUGUGUUUCCAUUAGUAUUUCAGGCACCGAAUCUCAUUUUCAAAGUUAUGAUCAGGAUUUUAAUUGGUGGUUCUCACUAUUCACCCUUUAGUUUAGUAAUAUUUAAAUUUUUAUUUUGUUGCAUUUAAAAAAGAAUCAUAAAGAAAGAAAAAUAAUUAGGGAGAGAAAAUAAUUUCUUUAGAGGGAAAAUGGAGGAUUCCUUAGACUGAAAGCUGGUCAGUUAAUGGGAAUUGUGACUUAUGCAGAGGAUCUAAUAACUAGCCUGCCACUGAAAACAUUCAGUAAAGGAGUGAAUCUUCCUUGCCCCAUCAAGAGUCGCUUUUCAGCUGGAAGAAGGGUGUGUCCCCAAGUUUUUACCUGGGAGCAAUGAUGAUCUUGUCAAGCAUUUCAGUGAGACCAGCCCAAGUUUUUAGGGUGGGGAUCCAGACUGGUUAUACGUACCUUCAGUCCUUCUCCCAGAGGAAGGCAGAAACACCUCAAAGCCUGCAUGUAAGAACAUCUACUGAGAAAUUGUUUUAAUCAGACACCAGCUGAGUGGGAGAAAGAAAAAGAACAGAGAAGAACAAACAAAACUCCCUUGGUCUUGGAUGUAAGAGAAUCCAGCAGAGAUGGACUGGAGUUUCUUCAGAGUAGUUGCAGUGCUGUUCAUUUUUCUGGUGGUGGUAGAAGUUAACAGUGAAUUCCGAAUCCAGGUAAGAGAUUAUAACACUAAAAAUGGCACCAUCAAAUGGCAUUCAAUCCGAAGGCAGAAACGUGAAUGGAUCAAGUUCGCAGCAGCCUGUCGUGAAGGUGAAGACAACUCAAAGAGGAACCCAAUCGCCAAAAUUCACUCAGAUUGUGCUGCAAACCAGCAAGUUACAUACCGCAUCUCUGGAGUAGGAAUUGAUCAGCCACCAUAUGGGAUCUUUGUCAUUAAUCAGAAAACUGGUGAAAUUAAUAUAACAUCCAUAGUUGAUCGAGAGGUCACUCCUUUCUUCAUUAUCUACUGCCGAGCUCUGAACUCAAUGGGCCAAGAUUUAGAGAGGCCUCUAGAGCUCAGAGUCAGGGUUUUGGAUAUAAAUGACAACCCUCCAGUGUUUUCAAUGGCUACAUUUGCAGGACAAAUAGAAGAAAAUUCUAAUGCAAAUACACUGGUGAUGAUACUCAAUGCUACUGACGCAGAUGAACCAAACAAUUUGAACUCAAAAAUAGCCUUCAAGAUUAUAAGACAAGAACCUUCAGAUUCACCAAUGUUUAUUAUCAACAGAAAUACUGGAGAAAUUCGAACGAUGAAUAAUUUUCUGGACAGAGAGCAAUACGGCCAGUAUGCUCUUGCUGUAAGAGGCUCUGACCGAGAUGGCGGGGCAGAUGGCAUGUCAGCGGAAUGUGAGUGCAACAUUAAAAUCCUCGAUGUCAAUGAUAAUAUCCCUUACAUGGAACAGUCUUCAUAUACCAUAGAAAUUCAAGAAAAUACUCUAAAUUCAAAUUUGCUCGAGAUUAGAGUAAUUGAUUUGGAUGAAGAGUUCUCAGCUAACUGGAUGGCAGUAAUUUUCUUUAUCUCUGGAAAUGAAGGAAAUUGGUUUGAGAUAGAAAUGAAUGAAAGAACAAAUGUGGGAAUUUUAAAGGUUGUUAAGCCCUUAGAUUAUGAAGCUAUGCAGAGUCUGCAACUCAGUAUUGGUGUCAGAAAUAAAGCUGAAUUUCAUCAUUCAAUUAUGUCUCAAUAUAAACUGACAGCAUCUGCAAUUUCUGUGACUGUGUUAAAUGUAAUUGAAGGCCCAGUGUUUCGUCCAGGUUCUAAGACAUAUGUUGUAACUGGUAAUAUGGGAUCAAAUGAUAAAGUGGGAGACUUUGUAGCUACUGACCUGGACACAGGUAGACCUUCAACGACUGUUAGGUAUGUAAUGGGAAAUAAUCCAGCUGACCUGCUAGCUGUUGAUUCAAGAACAGGCAAACUCACUUUGAAAAAUAAAGUUACCAAGGAACAGUACAAUAUGCUCGGAGGAAAAUACCAAGGAACGAUUCUCUCUAUAGAUGAUAAUCUUCAAAGAACUUGCACUGGUACAAUUAAUAUUAACAUUCAAAGUUUUGGUAAUGACGACAGGACUAAUACAGAGCCGAACACUAAAAUUACUACCAAUACUGGCAGACAAGAAAGUACUUCUUCCACUAACUAUGAUACCAGCACAAUUUCUACUGACUCUAGCCAAGUACUUUCUUCUAAACCCGGACACGGAACCAAUGAUUUAUUCUUAUCAGACAAUGUACAUUUUGGUCCUGCUGGCAUUGGACUCCUCAUCAUGGGAUUCUUGGUCUUAGGAUUGGUCCCAUUUUUGAUGAUCUGUUGUGAUUGUGGAGGUGCUCCUCGUAGUGCAGCUGGCUUUGAGCCUGUUCCCGAAUGUUCAGAUGGAGCAAUUCAUUCAUGGGCAGUAGAAGGACCACAGCCUGAACCCAGGGAUAUAACCACUGUCAUACCACAAAUACCACCUGAUAAUGCAAAUAUAAUUGAAUGCAUUGACAACUCAGGAGUUUAUACAAAUGAGUAUGGUGGCAGAGAAAUGCAAGAUCUGAGAGGAGGAGAGAGAAUGACAGGAUUUGAACUAACAGAGGGAGUUAAAACUUCAGGAGUGCCUGAGAUAUGUCAAGAAUACUCUGGAACAUUAAGAAGAAAUUCUAUGAGGGAAUGUAGAGAAGGAGGUCUGAAUAUGAAUUUCAUGGAAAGCUACUUCUGUCAGAAAGCAUAUGCUUAUGCAGAUGAAGAUGAAGGACGCCCAUCUAAUGACUGUUUGCUCAUAUAUGACAUCGAAGGUGUAGGUUCCCCUGCUGGCUCUGUGGGUUGUUGUAGCUUCAUUGGAGAAGACCUGGAUGACAGCUUCUUGGAUACCCUGGGACCUAAAUUUAAGAAGUUGGCAGACAUCAGCUUAGGAAAAGAAUCAUAUCCAGACCUUGAUCCUUCUUGGCCACCGCAAAGCACUGAACCAGUUUGCCUUCCUCAGGAAACAGAGCCCAUUGUUAGUGGACACCCACCAAUCUCCCCACAUUUCGGCACUACCACAGUAAUUUCUGAGAGCACCUAUCCCUCAGGACCUGGUGUACAGCAUGCUAAGCCUAUUCUCGAUCCUCUGGGCUAUGGUAAUGUCACUGUGACCGAGUCUUACACCACUUCUGACACUCUGAAGCCCUCUGUGCACAUUCACGAUAACCGACCAGCAUCAAACGUAGUGGUGACAGAGAGAGUGGUCGGCCCAAUCUCUGGCGCUGAUUUGCAUGGAAUGUUAGAGAUGCCUGACUUGCGAGAUGGGUCGAAUGUUAUAGUGACAGAAAGGGUAAUAGCACCAAGCUCUAGUCUACCCACCUCUCUGACUAUCCAUCAUCCUAGAGAGUCUUCAAAUGUGGUAGUGACAGAAAGAGUAAUCCAACCAACUUCCGGCAUGAUAGGUAGUCUGAGUAUGCACCCCGAGUUAGCCAAUGCCCACAAUGUCAUUGUGACAGAGAGGGUUGUUUCUGGUGCUGGCGUAACUGGAAUUAGUGGCACCACUGGGAUCAGCGGUGGCAUAGGCAGCAGUGGCCUGGUUGGCACCAGCAUGGGUGCUGGGGGCGGUGCCCUGAGUGGAGCUGGCAUAAGUGGUGGUGGCAUUGGCCUGAGCAGCUUGGGAGGGACAGCCAGCAUUGGCCACAUGAGGAGUUCCUCUGACCAUCACUUUAACCAAACCAUUGGGUCCGCCUCCCCUAGCACAGCUCGAAGUCGAAUCACAAAGUAUAGUACCGUGCAAUAUAGCAAGUAGUCAGGACCCCAGCUCACUUUUUCAUAGUCAUUGUGGUUUAGAUCCAAUUCCCACCACUAAAAAACUAACAAUGUGAUUUAUAACGCACAACUUCGUGCUCAGGUCAUCUAGGAGCAAGGUGAGAAAUCACAAUGAGAAAAAUAAAUGGAAACACCGCUGCUAAGGGAGAGCUCUCCUUAGCGUUCAUAAACUUUUCUCUUAUAUUAGGACUAAGGAACUAAAACUUGAGGCAGAGUCUUCUUUGUGCCUGAGUGGCCUGUAGUCUAUCUCCAGCAUGUAACUGGCCUUACGACGGCAAUUGGCAUAAUUCUCCUUGCUCUGUUUUGCUUUUCCAUAUAGCUCGAGCAAAAUUCAAAAAGAACUAAAUAUGCAAUAUAUGUUCAUGUCUAUGGGAAAAAUCUAAAAUGUGUGCCAGAUGCCCUGUCGGUUUCACAGAUAACAUAAAUAAAAAUUCAACCACAGAUUUACACAAGGGUUAACCAUUUUUUUUAAGUUUGACUACAUAGUCAAGUCCACAAGCCAUCAAGCACUCCUACCUUAAUUAUUGCACUAGAGAAAAUAAAUUCCAAAUUAGGAAGUGUUUCCUAGGAGGAAAAUUCCAUUAGAGAGUGGCAAUAGGAUGAGGUUUCUUCAGGGUAAACUAGCAAUGCCUGAGCCUGAACCUUAAUUUGGGGCCUCAGUUAAAUCUCCUGUGGAGUCAAGGAUUCUUCUGAUUCUAGUUUGUGUUUAGUGAUAGAUGUAGUCUUGACGAAUAUUGCUUACUGGUGAGGCUGAGGAAUAUUACACUCAUCUUUCCCUUUACCACUGUGGUUUUGACUUAAGAAAGCAAAACUCGCAAAGUUUACUUCUCGAAUUGAAGCAAGUGAGGCCUGACAUGGUUGUCAUCACUAGUGGCAAAUGACCUUCCAAGUAAGCAGAUGGGAACUGAAUUGUGUUUUCAGGUUUUGUUUUUAGUAUGUGAUAUUCAUUCGUAUCCAGCUCUUUAUUACAUAGCUCUGAAGUUAAAAUGAUUCACAUAGGCCGAGCUGCGGACAAAAAAAAAAAAAGCAGCAGCAGCUUGUAGUAUGCUUAAGCUUUGGGGAAUUUUUUUGUAAGGGGAUCUAAAAAAAUGUUUUUAGAACAUGUAAAAUGUUUAAUGGUGAAAGUUGGAAAAGAAUUCUUCUGUAAAGUAAUACCAUGCUAAUUAUUCGCUUUUAGUAAGUAAAGUAGUGGUUGCUUUAGCAAACCUCUGCUGCCAUUUUGCAGGAAUCAACCAGGAACCUUUAGCAGAAUUGACAAUAUGGUGUUGAUUAGCAUGAAAUAAUAAUAGAAACCUAUUCUGCUAGUUUAUCUCACCCCCUAAUUUUUCUCACUAGCAUAAAUUUUACAUUCCUGAUUUGAUUUGUCAAUAAGAUCUUGGCUUAUAUAUGCUGAUUUAUAGGUAGUGUCCAAAUUAUACAGUAUAUUUUUCUAGCUUCAAAAUUUAGUAAUGUCCUAUUUAUGAUAUACCAUUUCUGUGUGUUUGCUAUGUAGUAUUACCCAAUUAAAAAUCUCUAAAAAGAAUUAAAGCAUUCUAAGAAAAAGGUAAAUUUACUAUUGCAUGGUACAGAAUUUUUUUCUUUCUUAAAUACAAUGUUACUAUAAGCUCACUAAAAUGAAACUCAAUGUGACAAAAUAAAAUUAGAAAAAAAAUUGCCCUGGAGUUGUGAAUUAUAUACAACUUUUAAAGAAUUUACCCCAAUUACUCAAAUUUCCCAGGAAAUUACAAAGCCAAAGAAUAUUCGACUCCCUCCACUGGUCAAAAGGGGAUAGGAGUGAAUUAUUUAACCUAGAGCUAUUUUGCUCUGUAACAACAGAUAAGGCUAAUAUUUUAAAAGCCACAGUAUACAUCUCCUUUUAACUCUGUAGAAUAUGUAAAAUUUUGAUAGUCUGUAGUAUGCUAAAUGCAGAAGUAUAAAUAAAGUCAUUCAAAGGGAGUCUUUUCUUUUUCUGCCACUUAGGGGGCUACAUUAAGGAUGGGUAAUCUUUCCAGGAAUAAAGUCAAAAGGUAUUUAUUAAAACAUACUUGAGUAUGCCUGGGUCCAGGAGUUUGAAGGAAUAGAAAUAAGUAUUAAUGAAUUAAUUAAGUAAUUUAUUAAAGGGAAUGGUAGCUGACCACAGGAAACUUGCUUGCUGUUUUGAUAUGAAAUCAUCACAAGCUUUCCUUAAGACAUCUGAUAUCUUCCAGAGAUAUUUUUUAGGUUGUCUUGCAAACAACAAAAUCACUGUCUUUAAUAACUGUUGCUGUUAAAAUCCAUUGGUUGUUAAGAUCCACCCAAUUUAGUUACAUCUGAACUCCUAAACACUGUUAAACGAUGGGAAAAACAAGAAAAAACAUGGCCAUAUGAGUCAUCGAGUCAUCUAUCUUUCUAGGAAGAUACUUUCUAACCAAACUUUUCUUCCAGGAUUGCAAAUUGAUGGGAAAAACAAGAAAAACUGAAGUAAUAGUCAUCUAUCUUUCUGGGAAGAUACUUUCCAACUAAUUUUUUCUUCCAGGAUUGCACAUUGAUUUUCCAUUUAGUCCUACAUUUUAAAAUUCCCUUUUCAAGACAUCAACGAUUUUAGUAGUUAUUUAAAGGCAUGUCAUUUUUCAAUGAAGAAGUUUUGGACAGAACUUCAUUCUUCUUCUUAGAUGUUUACUCUAGAUCAUAUACAUCAUGUCAUAGACCAAGAAGAGAUAUGGAAAUCAUUUUAUAAGUGAAUACUAUAAUUAGGAUUCAAGCUGAGUUUCAGAUCAACUUGCUCUUAACAAAAGGAAAAAGAAAGAGAUAGUAAUUUAAUACUAUGUAUGUAUGGUUUGAAAACAAACCAUAAUGUUUAUAAAAUAUCUAUCUCACUGUCUAAAGAGGAAAUCUUUAGGGGCAAAAAUCAGUGUAUUAUAAAUACUUUAUCAUUAAAUAUCAACCAAAAUACCAUCUCAAGCUAAUUUUGACACUGAAUUACAGAUAUAUCUGCUACAUAUUAUUUACUUCUAAGCACGUUGCCUGAUGUAAUUGCAUUUGCACUGAAAAAUUAAAAGAAAAAGUACAUAUUUAGGGUUAUUUAUAUACCUUCAUCUAGACAUCUGUUCUACAUUUGUGUAUAAAGUUUUUAGCAUCAUAAUUUUUAUUCAAGAAAAUGUUCUGACAAAAUUUUAAUUAUAUGUCUUCAAAAAUUACAUUUUUUACUCUAGUAAGUAGAUGUUUUUAGUUAUCUGGCAAUUUGUUUCUGAAUUUAUAUCAAUGUUUGAUUGUCAUGGUACAAAAUAUAUGACACCCUUUGACUUUUGCUGGAGUUGAAAGGCGUUAUAAUCUUUAGCAUAAAUGGCCAUGACUAUUUUGGAAAGACAUUUAAGACCCAAAGCAAACUUUUAAAAGUAUUUGCCACAUUUUCCCAUGCCUAUUUCAUAAAUUCCAACUUUUUUUUUUUUUUACAAUUUCUGGAUUUUUAAGACCCAUUUCACAUUGCACUAGGAUACAGCAGUCCACAGCAGAGCGCUACUCUCCUUGAAAUCAAAUCUGUCUUCCACUUCCAGAUUAUUCAAUUUAUGUUAGGAUAAAUCUUGACUAGAUCAACCUAUUAUCCAUCAGAUAAUUUUAAAACAAUGUGUAAUCUUGUUUGUCUACAUUCUCUCCCCAGUUUAGCUGUAUUUGAAUUACUAAAUGCUUUAUCGUCAAACUGUACCUAGUCUAACUUAUUUUUCUUUUGCUGUCAUUUUACAAGCAUUUUAAAAUUCUAAUAUUCAUCUCUGGUGGUGUUUAACACAAAGUUCUCUUAUUCAAGUUUCAAUAUAAAAGUUUUUGGAUUAUUUGGGUGCUAGUUUCUUGCUUGGUUAUCUGUUGGUUUUUUUAAGUUGAUUUGUAAUUUCCAAAGAGUUAUGCAUACAGCAAUAAAAUUAUUAAUAUGCCUCC
Messenger RNA from Gorilla gorilla gorilla (western lowland gorilla), 7722 nucleotides. It is a transcript of the gene DSG1, whose product is annotated as desmoglein 1. Gene Ontology annotation, biological process: homophilic cell-cell adhesion. Bases 662 to 3814 code for a protein of 1050 amino acids. Lineage: Eukaryota; Metazoa; Chordata; Mammalia; Primates; Hominidae. The record is from RefSeq and is a predicted model, not a curated record. The transcript has 16 exons. Gene Ontology annotation, cellular component: plasma membrane; desmosome. Gene Ontology annotation, molecular function: gamma-catenin binding; calcium ion binding.